ACCUUGUGCUGCUCAAACUCUUUGACAAUGCAGACGAGCCUGAUCUCCGUCUCGAAGACUACUUGCCUAACUCGACGUCUGGAGCAGUCCUCAUAACAACGAGGAAUCGAGACUGUAUCGAAUAUGCUCCCGAUAGUGAGAUACAGGUCGGAGAAAUGUCAGAGACCGAAGCCGUCGACCUUCUCCACAGGGUUGCGAAAGUUCAUCCGCCAUCAAAGGGUACGUCUGUCGCAAUCGUGAGGGAGCUUGGAAUGUUGGCUCUUGCAGUCACUCAAGCAGGCGCAUAUAUCUUCAAGACUCGCCAGCUCAAUAGAUACCUAGAUAUCUUUCGAAAGCAUCGAGCAGAGCUUUUGCGAGAAGCAUCGCUUAGGAGAAGAAACUACGAAAGAUCAACAUAUACUGCGUUCGACCUAUCGUUUAGAUUACUUCCUGAGAAGUCCCAAGAGUUUAUGAAGAUUUGCUCAUUUCUUCAUCAUUAUCGCAUCCCACGAGCUCUCUUCGAAAAAUCGAUCACUAAUGGAUUUCGUCCUGAGUUUGAUAUAGAAGGGUAUCCGCCUAUGGCAGAAAUGGAGACCCUAAUAUCCAGUCUUAAGGAUACGUUUGGAUCGGGAUGGGACGAUCAUGUAUUCAACAA
Messenger RNA from Acaulospora colombiana, 634 nucleotides. The record is from the annotation of a GenBank genome assembly. NCBI's taxonomy places the organism in Eukaryota, Fungi, Glomeromycota, Glomeromycetes, Diversisporales, Acaulosporaceae.